This is a messenger RNA of Helobdella robusta, 1993 nucleotides long. RefSeq lists its product as hypothetical. Bases 66 to 1454 code for a protein of 462 amino acids. The transcript has 12 exons. Gene Ontology annotation, molecular function: catalytic activity. The record is from RefSeq and is a predicted model, not a curated record. Lineage: Eukaryota; Metazoa; Annelida; Clitellata; Rhynchobdellida; Glossiphoniidae.
AAGAUAUUUUCAAUGUAAAAUAUCACUUCUUCAACAAAGGUGACAACAUACAGUUCUGCUCUAAGAUGGCCUAUUUCACAGUUGGUCUUAUCACAAUGAUGGCUUUGAUACUUCUGCUACUGCCAAUCAUCAAUCAGUACUUAUCUUGCCCUGAAAUUAGGAGUUGUGAUGCGAAUGAUCGAUUUUCAUGUAGUAAUAAUCCCCCUCAAAAUUGUAGCUUCCAACUAGUUGAGACCAUUCCAGAAAACCUGACCUAUCCCAGUGGUUCCAUAGAGAGUAUGUCGACUUUCGACGCGUGGAUGUUUCUACUGAAGAAUGCCAAAAAGUCUGUGGACUUGAUUUCGUUUUAUUGGUUGAUGAUGGACAGGCCUGAAACUAAUAGCUCACUUGAUAUUCAGGGUAAGACAGUUUUCAAUGAGUUGCUGAAUGUUAUAAAGAGAGGUGUUAAGCUGAGAAUCAUCGUUAACAAACCCAAUACAACCAACCCAGAUCUUUUGGCAUUGAGUCAAGCUGGGGCAGAAGUGUUGAAUUUGGAAGCCGAGAAGUUGUUGAAAUCUGGCGUCUUACAUACGAAACUCUGGCUCGUCGAUGGUCAAAUGCUCUAUCUUGGUAGUGCUAAUAUGGACUGGAGAUCUCUGACACAGGUAAAAGAACUAGGAAUCCUGAUAAAAUCCUGCGACCUCCUACUUUCAGAUGCCAGCAAACUUGUAGAUCUAUACAACUAUGUGGCCUCCCGUAACGAAGUUCCAAGACACUGGCCGUGCAAGUUUAACACGCGCUAUAACGCUGACAAUCCCAUGCAGCUGAACGUUCAAGAUCAGGCGACAAGUGUCUUUUUAUCUAGCUCUCCUCCGUUUUUCUGUCCAUCUGGCCGAACAUCGGACAUCAAUGCAAUCUUGAAUGUCAUCCACUCAGCUAAACAGUUCGUUCACAUAUCUGUGAUGGAUUAUAUGCCUUACACUGAGUUCGCCAAGCCUCAUCUAUUUUGGCCUGUUAUAGAUGAUGCCCUGAGAAGAGUUGCUGUUGAGAAGAAAAUCGAGGUAAAGAUAUUGACGAGUUUGUGGAAGCACACGAAACCAGAUAUGCUGCAGUACAUGAAGUCACUGGCCAGUCUGAAUGGACUGAGUUUUACUAAACCGGAGACAUCUCUUCAAGCUAAAUUAUUUUGCGUGCCAGUGGUGAUGCCCUACCAGCAGACCAUCCCGUACGCCAGAGUCAACCACAACAAGUACAUGGUCACUGAUCAGACUGCCUAUAUUGGAACGUCAAAUUGGUCUGGCGAUUACUUCAUUAACACGGCCGGCGUCGCGAUCAUAAUCGGAGAACCAACGCCAUCCGGCGAAGAUCAUCAUCAUCAUCAAGCGAUCUUUGAGAGGGAUUGGUACUCCAAUUACUCCAUCGGUGUCUGGAACGUGGAUGUUAAUAAUUUUACCAUUUCCUGUAAUUCCGCCUAACUUUGUUCCGGUUUUUCCGGUUUUUUAGUUUUCCGUUUUAAUAUGGAGUGCGUUUUGUUUAGUUUUUUUUUCUUUUAAGUUUGUUUAGUUUUUUUUUCGUUGAGUUCUUUGUUUUGGUUAAAUUACAUUUCAGACAGUAUUCACUUAUUUGCAUGCCCUUCCAUGCUUCAUUUAAUCUAUUUAUUACUCACACGCGCGCACACACAUACAAAGACGCACGCACACACUCACACACACACUCACACAAGUGCCAAUGUGUUAACAGCUCAGAUAUAUAAUCAGGAAUUAGUUAUUAGUCGCGUUUAAUUUUUAUUCAUAAAUAUAUUAUAUUUUAUUUGUAACACACAUACACACUGUCUUUCUUUCUCUCUUUCUCUCCUCUUUAUUUUUCUCUCUCUUUCUCUCAUUUCUCUCACACACACGCACACACACACACACACACACACAAACAAAUGUGUAUGAACUAUACCUAAGAAAAUAUUUUUUGGUUUGAGUAUAAACAUUGUUUUUUGAUUCCUUUCCUUCAUGGUUGAAUAAAA